This is a messenger RNA of Zygosaccharomyces rouxii, 699 nucleotides long. RefSeq names its product protein-S-isoprenylcysteine carboxyl O-methyltransferase (gene STE14). The coding region runs from base 1 to 699 and encodes 232 amino acids. NCBI's taxonomy places the organism in Eukaryota, Fungi, Ascomycota, Saccharomycetes, Saccharomycetales, Saccharomycetaceae. The transcript has a single exon. Gene Ontology annotation, biological process: C-terminal protein methylation. Gene Ontology annotation, molecular function: protein C-terminal S-isoprenylcysteine carboxyl O-methyltransferase activity. The record is from RefSeq and is a predicted model, not a curated record. Gene Ontology annotation, cellular component: membrane; endoplasmic reticulum.
AUGGCUAUUUAUCCUGACGUUAGUGUUAAUCAACCCCAUCGCAUUGCCCUAACGGCCUUUUUGCUGGGUUCCGUGAUGGGGUUGUUUUUGGGCCUAAUCAAAUUUGUUCAUUUGAAAGCCUUUGACUUCUACAUGGCUGCAUUGGCACUGUUCCACUUUCUGGAGUACUAUACUACGGCUAAGUACAAUCCAAGCCAAACUACUGAAGACUCUUUCUUACUGUCUAAUGGUAUCGAAUACCUGUUAUGCCACUCCUUUGCCAUAUUAGAGUGCCUCCUAGAGUACAUGUUUCUUCCGCAUUGGAAGGCAGACAUGAGUUCUCUAUCUCACUUCAUAGUAGUUUCACUGGGUUAUACCUUUAUCAUUGUGGGUCAAAUCGCUAGGACUAUGGCGAUGCGUACUGCUGGUCAAUCCUUUUCACACACAGUAAGAACAAGCAGAGGUGAAGGUCACGUUUUAGUCAAAAAUGGUAUCUACCAAUGGUCAAGACACCCAAGCUAUUUUGGAUUCUUUUGGUGGGCUGUUGGAACCCAAAUGAUUAUGUUGAACCCCUUAUCACUUGUAAUCUUCGCUACGGUCCUUUGGAAAUUCUUCCGUCAAAGGAUUAAAUUCGAAGAAAAUUAUCUACUAAGAUUCUUUGGACGCGAUUACUACGAUUACAAGAAUUCUGUACCUGUUUUAAUCCCCUUCAUUGCUUGA